This is a messenger RNA of Drosophila ananassae, 1151 nucleotides long. Its product is annotated as 2-oxoglutarate-dependent dioxygenase htyE. Gene Ontology annotation, molecular function: dioxygenase activity. The record is from RefSeq and is a predicted model, not a curated record. The transcript has 4 exons. Lineage: Eukaryota; Metazoa; Arthropoda; Insecta; Diptera; Drosophilidae.
UAAAAUCUCUGUUUUGUCUUUUAGUCUUAUUUUCUCAGUGACCUGAAGAACAACAGCUCAAAGCUAAAUUGAUAAGAGUUAUAAAUAUUUAUUUAUAUUUAAUGAAAUAACAAUGGAAACGCUACUUUCGCGAAAAGCUGUACCAAUUGUUGAUUUGGCCAAUUGCAACCAGAGUGGGCUUAAUGUUAUAAGCCAAGACCUGGGAAAGGCUCUUUCUAUGCAUGGUUAUUCUCUGCUUAUUAACCAUGGAAUUUCGAACUCACAGACAUAGGCUGCCUGGGGAUAUUUUGAUAAAUUUGUUGAGCUACCGGAAACGGAGAAAGUAGCAUACGAACGUUCUAAGGCUCCUGAUGCAGAAAACCAUGGAUAUGUGAGUCCUGGUAUGGAGAAAUUUGAUGGGAAGACUACGGAGUUUCGACACGCUUACAAUAUUUGCAAACUGGAUGCUAACCAUUUACCCGAAAAGGCAUUACCGGGAUUUACAAAACAAAUUAACUCCUUAACUGAUGACUUUAAUGUCUUGGGUAGAUUUAUCCUUCAAGCAUUGGCCCUAUCGUUGCAUGUUUCUCCCUCGUUUUUUCUGGACAGACACUCGUAUAUGUUGUCAGAUGAUCGCUUUAAUUUAACAACCCUUCGAUUGCUUUAUUACCCACCAGUCGAUAAUGAAAAUCCCUCAAAAGUAAUCCGUUGUGGUGCUCAUGCGGAUUAUUGUACUUUUACCCUGCUUGCCCAGGAUUCGGAGGGCGGAUUGGAGGUGAAGUUACGGGGAAAUGAUGAGUGGCAACGGGUUGGUCAUCUUCCGGGAGCCCUUUUUAUAAAUUGUGGUGAAACUAUGGCUCUGUGGACAAAUAAGCGCUACCAUGCUUUGCAACAUCGUGUGGUUGUUCCCGAGGAUGAGAAAAUCCGCAAAUGUGGAAGACACUCCAUAGCUUAUUUUUGCCAUCCUGAUAGUACAACUCUUAUAGAUCCAAAGGAGUUUCAAACUGGUGUAAAUAAGUGUCAUAACGAGAAGGUAUACAACGCCUACGAUAUAACUAUGGCUUUGGCAAAAGGAGCUUACAGUCACAAUUAUACUUAAAAAUUAUUAAAUUAAAAAUGAUUUCAUAGAAAUUAACGUUUUUUCUAUUUUUAAAAUUAACGCUCAGUAAACG